UGUGUUAUGGUGGCAAAAUUUUAAUAAGGAAAGUCUAAAUGAAAAGCAAUUUCUCUUUUAUUUCCCAAAACAGGUAUUACAAGUGGAUAAAUAAUGUGCACAGCUCUGAGUCCAAAGGUACGCGGUGGACCUGGCCUCUCUGAUAUGCAUCAGUACAGCCAAUGGUUGGCCAGCAGACAUGAAGCUAAUUUGCUACCGAUGAAAGAAGAUCUGGCCUUGUGGUUAACCAAUCUAUUAGGGAAGGAGAUAACAGCAGAAACUUUCAUGGAGAAGUUGGAUAAUGGGGCCUUACUCUGUCAACUUGCAGAAACUGUGCAGGAGAAAUUCAAAGAGAGCAUGGAUGCUAAUAAACCUGCAAAGAGUCUACCACUGAAGAAGAUUCCAUGCAAAGCCAGUGCACCCUCGGGCUCUUUUUUUGCUCGAGACAAUACAGCAAAUUUCCUGUCCUGGUGCCGAGAUUUGGGAGUGGAUGAAACAUGUCUAUUUGAAUCUGAAGGUUUGGUCCUCCACAAGCAACCAAGGGAAGUAUGUCUCUGUUUGUUAGAACUGGGACGAAUCGCUGCCAGGUAUGGUGUGGAGCCUCCCGGCUUGAUAAAAUUGGAAAAAGAGAUUGAGCAAGAAGAAACACUUUCUGCCCCUUCUCCUUCACCUUCGCCUUUGUCAAAGUCAUCUGGCAAAAAGAGUACAGGAAACCUACUGGAUGAUGCAGUGAAGCGAAUUUCUGAAGAUCCUCCUUGCAAAUGCCCAAACAAAUUCUGUGUGGAACGGCUCUCCCAAGGAAGAUACCGAGUGGGAGAAAAGAUCCUCUUCAUCAGGGGACUACAUAUCUGUAACUUCCUUGCAAAAACAAAACAAACAUUUCAGAUGCUGCACAACAAACAUGUUAUGGUCCGUGUGGGAGGAGGCUGGGAAACCUUCGCCGGAUAUUUGUUGAAACAUGACCCCUGCCGAAUGCUGCAGAUCUCCAGGGUGGAUGGCAAGACAUCCCCCAUCCAAAGUAAAUCUCCAACUCUGAAGGACAUGAACCCAGAUAAUUAUUUGGUGGUUUCUGCCAAUUAUAAGGCUAAAAAGGAGAUUAAGUGAAAAUAAUUGGUAACUUCAAGGGGACUCUCAUAAUGGCCUGUAUCCAUCCACUUCUCCAGUAGAGUCAGU
This is a messenger RNA of Ochotona curzoniae (black-lipped pika), 1152 nucleotides long. It is a transcript of the gene GAS2, whose product is annotated as growth arrest specific 2. Lineage: Eukaryota; Metazoa; Chordata; Mammalia; Lagomorpha; Ochotonidae. Gene Ontology annotation, cellular component: actin filament. Gene Ontology annotation, biological process: actin crosslink formation. The record is from RefSeq and is a predicted model, not a curated record. The transcript has 9 exons. Gene Ontology annotation, molecular function: actin filament binding; cytoskeletal adaptor activity; microtubule binding. Bases 94 to 1083 code for a protein of 329 amino acids.